AUGUCGUACAGCAUAGAAAUAGUAAUGGUUUCAGCAAAUCCUACAUCGAUUGAAAAUAUCCCAUCAUCAUUACCAUUAACAAAUUUUCACACAAACGAAAGAUUUAUUGUUCCUUUCAAUUAUGUAGAUAUAACGCUCAAAAAUAAUUCUGCCAUUGCAAUUAAUUUAAAAGUAAAAGAUAAUAAAUUAAUAGUAAAUAAUGCAUCAAUGAAACUAGGAAUAACUUCAUUUCAUCUAAUUAAAGCAAAAGUCAUUCCAGCUGAUCUUAGUAUAGAAGAAAUUGAUGGUUCCUUUGAUAAUUAUGAUAUAGCUGUUAGAAUAAGUUCUUCGAUAGAAUCAUUUCAGACGAAUAUUAACGGUUUAGAAAUUAAUCGUAUAAUAAUAUCUAUGACUGUUGUGGAAGUCGGCGGCUUAGAAGUUAUACAUGUAGAAAGAAUUGAAAAAAUAUUGUUACUUGAAGAAGACUACUCCUUCGCCUCCUUCAACAGAAAUCAAUUAAAAAGUUAUAUACGUCAUUGGUGGCGUUGUUCUUCAAUAUUCACAAGAACCUUAUGGCUCGCUAUUGCAUUCAUUACAUUUGCUACAUUUAUCGCAUCCUUUAUAAUCGUCGCAUCAACUUAUCGAAAAUACUUUUUCACAACGACCGGUUAUUAUCAGCUUAUACCGAAUGAUUUCUAUGACUAUAAGAGAAAUAAUAAAUCUUUUGAAAAAGUUAUUUAUAUGAUAAUGAAUAAAGAACUCUCGCAGAAGAACAACGAUCAUAAUAAUUUUUUAAAUGUUUAA
Molecule: messenger RNA, 783 nt
Organism: Entrophospora sp. SA101
Lineage: Eukaryota; Fungi; Glomeromycota; Glomeromycetes; Entrophosporales; Entrophosporaceae
Source: the annotation of a GenBank genome assembly